Thlaspi arvense is the source of this 1482-nucleotide messenger RNA. Lineage: Eukaryota; Viridiplantae; Streptophyta; Magnoliopsida; Brassicales; Brassicaceae. The record is from the annotation of a GenBank genome assembly.
AUGGUUAAUCAAUUGCGGAAACCAACGGAUUAUGGAAAGGACAAAUGUGAUCUGGGGAAUAUCGGGAAGAUAUGUGUUUUGUUCAUGGUUGUUAUUUGGAUUUUCGGGGGACUGGUGGUCGAUUUUGGAGAUUUUCGGAAUCAAUUUCAGGAGAGACAAGCUCAAAUCAAAUUCAAAGAUUGGAGAUCAGCAGAUCUGGGAAAGGAGCAAAAGAUCUCGAGUGGAUCUCUGGGAUACUGGUAUGCGAUUGGGAAUGACGAAGUUCCAAGAAAACUCAAUCGGGUUCGGGAAUUACGGAGUCAUGGAGGCGAGAUUGGCGAGAUGAGAUUUCUGGUGUUCAUAAUUUCGGUUUCGAUUAUAGAAGCAAGGGAUCACAGUAUUAAAGAUGAAUGGAUCAUAAUCAAGGAUUCUUUAAAUGGGAUUACUGAAAUGGAAGAGUAUUCUAUAAAGGAAGGCGUUGAGAGUUUUAUGAGUUCAUACUUGACACUAGCUAAAUCUAUCCAAUUCUCACGGAAAAUUCUUAAAUCUGAUCUAUCAGGCUCAAGGAUGUCUCAGGCGCACCAAAUGAUCAAUGGAGGUUCAAGCAAGAGGAAAGAUACGCUGGCGCCACGGCUAAGGAUUACGAAGGUUGAAGAGCGGGUGGCGGGAGCAGACUUGGGUAUGGGGAGGUUUCAGUUUGAUUUUGACACUGAGGAAGACAUCCAGGCGGUCCUUGCAAUGGAGCCUCUACAUUUUGAUGGAUGGAUGGUACCUCUUGUUCGAUGGGAGCCUAUAAUGGAUAGCAAUUAUCCAUCGGAGAUUACUUUUUGGGUCCGCAUGAUGGGAGUCCCCCUCCAUUUCUGGGCGGAGCCUACAUUUCGCAGCAUAGGGCAAGCUAUUGGGACAGUGAAACAAGUGGACUUGGAUGGAGGAAGAGCACAAAUCAUCAUCGAUGGGUUCAGACCAAUCGUAUUUGAAACAACCGUGGAGUUCCACAGCGGGGAAGAGACAACCGUAAUUCUUCGUUAUGAGCGGUUGUAUGGCUACUGUCGGGAAUGCUUCAGCCUAUGCCAUGAGUCCAGUAGAUGCCCCACAUUAUUACCAAAGAGGGAAAGAAGAGAUGAGAUGCGGUUCACAGAGGAAAAACCUGAUGGGGGCGCAAAAAGUUACAAAGGAGCUCUCGUGGGUCAUGGUGCAAGCGUGAAGGAGGGGACCGAGAAUACGAAUGUGGGAAGCGACAAAGAUAGCCCUCCACAACAACAUUCCGCUAUGAAGGUUAGAAAGGGAUUGUUGUUUGAGGAGAAUUCUAUGAGUAUGGAAGAUUUAGUUACAAGGAGGAAUCAGGUUCCCGCAGUGGGAUGUGAGAAAGAAGCAACAACAGCACCGAGGGAAGAGACCCAAGCAGUGGAGGGAGGAGGCGGAGGGGAAGUUCAGAUCAAUGAUGAUGAUUUGGAGCAGGAUGGGUUAUGCAUGGUACUACACCGAAGAAGAAGGGGGUCGUAA